This is a messenger RNA of Phragmites australis (common reed), 797 nucleotides long. RefSeq lists its product as uncharacterized. The transcript has 4 exons. The record is from RefSeq and is a predicted model, not a curated record. Lineage: Eukaryota; Viridiplantae; Streptophyta; Magnoliopsida; Poales; Poaceae. The coding region runs from base 67 to 639 and encodes 190 amino acids. Gene Ontology annotation, molecular function: zinc ion binding; endonuclease activity; nucleic acid binding.
UCUCAAAAACCCGAAGGCUGCAUCCUGCACGGCAGCACAGCACCGCGGCUCGUCGACGAGGUAGCAAUGGUGGGCCGGAAGCCGAUGCGCCGUCGCCGACCCGAGCGGCCUCCGCCACCGCCGCCUUCUCCGGCCUUCGGCGCCACGGCUCGGCCGACCUCCCCCCGCUCCUCCUCCACCACCACCUCCGCCGCCGCGGUCGCCGCCGACCUGGACGAGCUGCUCCUCACGGCCCCGCCGCCGUUGGCCUCGGAGCCGCGGAGCUUCCCGUUCUCUGUGAAGCAGCAGUGCUGGGAGAAGGCGGAGCGAGUGCCCGGGCGCGACCCAGAGAGGUGGCGCCGCGACGAGCUCGGCAACGUCGUCUUCCGCAAGUUCGUCGGAUGCCCCGGCUGCCUCUGCCACGACUACGACCACAUCGUCCCCUACUCCAAGGGCGGAAAGAGCACACUGGAGAAUUGCCAGGUUUUGCAGGCUACAGUGAAUCGAUCUAAAGGGAACAAGACUGAGGUAUCCAAAUCCGAGCUCAUACAGAAAAGUGCAUAUUGUAGGGUUUCUGGACGGGAUAUGGAUCUUGUUGAACUAUCUGCCUAUGGGAAUGUCCGGCGAGGGCCAGAUUCAGGGGGCUGUAAAAUCCAAUGAAGGAUAUUUAUCUGAAGAGUGAUGCUAAUCAAUUUCAAGUAGUUGCCUGAAAUCUGAGCGGAACAGCUUGGUUAAGGGUUGUGUCAAAUAUGUCCAAUUCUGUCUGUAUUGUGUAGCUUGAUACUUCAAGUGAUUUAUCCGAGAAAAUAAUUCUGCUA